Haemonchus placei is the source of this 189-nucleotide messenger RNA. NCBI's taxonomy places the organism in Eukaryota, Metazoa, Nematoda, Chromadorea, Rhabditida, Trichostrongylidae. The record is from the annotation of a GenBank genome assembly.
UACUUGGGCCUCUUCGCAGGAGGGCCCUUUUUCUUUGGUGCUUUCUUUUCUUCUUGAGCUUUUCUUUUCGCUGCUGUUGGUUCUGAUCGAACUGUCUUGUCGACUGAGAAAAACAGAUCGAUUCGACCCUGUGUAGCGGAUCCCCGCCCUUUUUUGAUCUUUUCGAUUGCAGACCGUACUCGAUCUUCA